Messenger RNA from Caenorhabditis elegans, 2079 nucleotides. It is a transcript of the gene dop-6, whose product is annotated as G-protein coupled receptors family 1 profile domain-containing protein. The record is from RefSeq and is marked reviewed. Gene Ontology annotation, biological process: signal transduction; G protein-coupled receptor signaling pathway; G protein-coupled serotonin receptor signaling pathway. Gene Ontology annotation, cellular component: plasma membrane; synapse; membrane. Bases 1 to 2079 code for a protein of 692 amino acids. The transcript has 17 exons. Gene Ontology annotation, molecular function: signaling receptor activity; G protein-coupled receptor activity. NCBI's taxonomy places the organism in Eukaryota, Metazoa, Nematoda, Chromadorea, Rhabditida, Rhabditidae.
AUGAACGAAUCGGAAAUCGCGGCCGCGGUGGCGGCGAUGGAGUUGGAGGACGAACUGCUCCAGCCUGAAUGGGCAUAUCUGGUACUUUCCAUUGUUCCUCUCGUCUGCAUCUUGGGUAAUCUUAUGGUUGUGGCUGCUGUUUGGACAACCAAAAGCCUGCAAACACCUACGAAUCACUUAUUGGUUUCCUUAGCAAUGGCUGAUUUAAUAGUUGGCGCAUUUGUAAUGCCUUUCAGUAUAUAUUUAUCAGUAAACCGUCUUCACUGGCACUUGCCACUAUUUGUCUGUUAUUUCUAUUGCGUCUUGGAUGUUGCAGCAAGCACUUCGUCUAUUAUUCAUCUCGUCUUGAUAAGUAUUGACAGAUUGGUCGCUGCCACAAAGCCUGCAGAGUACAAAACAGUAAAACAUAGGAAGAGGGUUUACUUGGCAAUUGCUAUUACAUGGAUAUUCAGUAUAGCUUUGUCUCUUCCAUUAGGAACAGGAUUCAACACUCGAACCAGCUAUUUUCUGGUUAUAGAGCAUCACUGUGGAAUCUACAAUCCAAUUUAUAUGUUAGGAAGUAGCAUUUUUGCAUUCUACCUGCCAUGUCUCAUAAUGAUAUUUACAUACGGUUAUAUAUUUUAUACACUUAGAAAACGUUUACGUGCUAUUCAACUUCAGGAAAUGGCUGGAGGUCAAUUUCUUGGAUUCGGAGCAGAUGUCUCCAACAUUACCACGUCAGCAAUUCAGUCGGUCAUUGGCAUUGCACCCAAGAAUAGAAACAUGAUCACUUGGGAAAAGCCUCUUCUCAAAAAAAUUGAAGAGACUGCAGCAGAACACGCGAGUUCAUUGAACGACAGUGAACGAGAGCAGCUGCAAACCAUCCUUGAAGCAGUUCAUCCAUCCUCUUCAGGAAGUCAGGAAAACACGACGAUCGAGGAAGACCCUGACCGACCUCCUUCUGUUCUGCUAGAGGCGGUCACUUUAAAAUGCGAGAUCGACACCAGCGGACCCAUUCUUGAACUGCCACGCCCUACGUACACAAAAAACAUGUCGCGGCGAUUCUCCGAUGCGGUCAAUUCAAUUUCGAGUCGCGGUAGAAUGAAGUCGGUGUCUUUUGGAACUUCACGAAAACGGCGACAUUCACAUCAGCCACAGGGAAAUCGGGAAGUCGUGACGUCCGAAGAGUCCAAGAAAUUGCACUCUUUGAAGCCGCCACUGGUUGAAAAGCGAAAGAUGAGACGUUUAUCCGAGAUGAUAUCUGAUUGGGAACGACCGUCAAGAAGUUCGAUCAGUAACAUGUAUCUUUAUGCGAGAAGAGAAAGCGUCUACAUUGCAAGGAAGAAGUUGGCCGGUCUGAAAGACUGGGCGCUGGACCUGUUAGCAAAACUGAAAUCCAAGCAGGGAAUGGCGAUUCGUCGAGAGACUCGUGCAACCAAGUUGGUUGCAACUGUAAUGGUGGUUUUUCUCGUCUGCUGGCUUCCGUUUUUCACAUUGAACAUGAUCAAAAUUUACAAAUUGAUAUUCAACGUUUGGUCAGCGGACCUCGAAAUUUGGUUCCAUUGGUUUACCGCACUGGGGUAUUUGAAUUCGUCACUCAACUUUUUCAUUUACUCAACAAUCAAUCCAAAAUUCCGUCAUUCAUUCCGCCGCUUACUUGGCUUCCGUCGAUCUUCUCGACGUCAGAGAGAAAAAUCGUGGAUGUUACCGCCACGAGAUAGCAGCAGAGGUCCUGCAAAAUGUGGAUGCGGUUUCCAUAAAAUCGUGAAAAGCCCUCUGCGCAAAACGAGCUCAGCUGGACCAAUGAACAACAGAAAAAUUUCCAUGCAAAAACCAGAAAUCGUCAUUGACGAAAUUUCACCGAAUCGAAUUUCAAUCUCCGCCGGAGGAAACACAACUUUUAGGCGAUCUUCGGAUGAUUGUAUUCGUAGAUCAUCUUCUGAAAUAAUCGGCGGUAUCACUCUUCCAUCUCAAAGUAGUAAUGAUAAACGAAGAGGAUCCGGUAUGUCAAAUAGUUCAGCAUCUCUCCAUAUCCAUGAAACGCGAAUGACGUUCGAAGCAAUGGUCAACGAUCAGGCUGAUUGCGAAAUUUUUGUUUAA